AUGACUAGCAUAGCUGGCGCAGAAGCGAGCGUGCACGAGAAUGCUUCGAGCGCCAUCAUUUCGCUCUCCUGGGCUUUUCUCGUGAUCCCAUGCAUCUUCCUCGUCGGCGCCUUUGCUUGGAUACUACACAACUUCAGCCAGCCCUCCGAGUUUCCGCAGACAAAUGGCUUUGCGCAUGCCGAGCACAACCUGGACGAACGAGACCUCGGAGAUGACGACGAAAAGGAGCAGCUACUCGAUGCCUUCAGCGAAACACAGUCUCACUCCGUCAACCGCAGCGCAGCACAUGUACCGUCUGCCUCUGUCGAAUCAUCAUCUAGCUCGUCUUGGAAGAUCAACGGCAAGUUCAGCACAACCUCGAGAAGCGGCUCGGUCUACUCUUCCUAUCCGGAUCCGAGUGCUACCUACACCCCUUCGCCCAAGAGCGCGCGUCCAUCUUCGCCGAGGUCAAGCAGAGUUGUCGGUAGCAAAGCUGCCAAAGUGCUUGCGCUGAAUCGCGAUCGUAGGGUGCAAGACCUCGAGGACCUUGAUUCUGUCGAUAGAGACGAGCUGCAGCGUUCCUCGUCUCGCACCAGCGACACUCGCAAAUCCGACUGA
This is a messenger RNA of Sporisorium graminicola, 597 nucleotides long. RefSeq lists its product as uncharacterized. The record is from RefSeq and is a predicted model, not a curated record. The coding region runs from base 1 to 597 and encodes 198 amino acids. NCBI's taxonomy places the organism in Eukaryota, Fungi, Basidiomycota, Ustilaginomycetes, Ustilaginales, Ustilaginaceae. The transcript has a single exon.